This is a messenger RNA of Trypanosoma rangeli, 338 nucleotides long. RefSeq lists its product as uncharacterized. NCBI's taxonomy places the organism in Eukaryota, Euglenozoa, Kinetoplastea, Trypanosomatida, Trypanosomatidae. The record is from RefSeq and is a predicted model, not a curated record. The annotation marks the transcript as partial. The transcript has a single exon.
GGGUGGAGACUACCGCCGUUUUGUCAUGCGCCCCUUUUCCAGCAGAGCGCGGCCGGCAUUCGUGCCCCCGCCCCAUCGUCUCUUCCUCUGUCCCCCAAACGGGCGCAAUUUCCUUCCAUUCUUCGCGCCUGUGUGACUUCGCGCCGCUGCCUGGUGAUCGGGCUAACACAGCAGGAAAUACACUGACAUGCCCACAGCCGUGCGCGUGGUGUGCGGGCCCGGUGUUGUGGGCGCACGCCCUCAUGCCGAAUGAACCCCACUGCGUUGAGGAAUUUAAAACUGACGGGCGCGGGCGGCACGAGCACACGUGCGCCCCUAAAGCGCCGAUUCGCCGUUAA